GCACCAACGUGUAUACUAUUUUAUAUGUGUUCCUGACAAAAUAAUCGCAGAUCAUUUUCAACGUUUAUAUACGUGAAUUAAGAAGUUAUUCUUCGUGAAAAUUGUUUAAAAUUGUGCACUUAUCUAAACUUAGUGGAGAGAAACUAACAUCACGUGACACCACCACGCUUCCUUUUGUCAGUUUCAUGCACGGAAGUCUGCCUAAGUUGUGUGUACAAUGACUGCUCAACAGGUCCAUCGCGCAAUCGUGAAGCAGGUAAUUUCAGGUGAUACUAUAGUCCUUAGAGGUCAGCCCAAAGGAGGACCACCUCCAGAAAAGACUGUCUGUCUGUCAAACAUCCAGGCUCCAAAACUAGCCCGGAGGGCAAAUCCAAACACCUCUGGAUCAGUUGAAACAAAAGAUGAGCCCUAUGCCUGGGAGGCUCGUGAGUUCCUACGGAAAAAAGUUAUAGGACGGGAGGUUGCAUUUUAUUUGGAGUACAAGGUUCCUGGUACUGGCAGAGAAUAUGGUGUCGUUUUUCUUGGAAAAGACAGAGACGGUGAAAAUAUAACAGAAGCUUUAGUUGCAGAAGGGCUUGUUGAUGUUCGUCGAAUGGGUCUUAAGAAAGAUGAUUCUGAUCAACAGAAACUUAUUCAGCUUGAAGAUGCAGCCAGAGUUGCAAGCAAGGGGAAGCAUGGUGCAGAUAUGUCAGCACAUGUUCGUGACAUCAAAUGGAUACUUGAAAACCCACGUAAUUUUGUGGACUCCCAUCAUAACAAACCCCUUGAAGCUGUAGUUGAACAUGUCCGUGAUGGAUGUACAGUCAGAGCAUUUCUGCUUCCAUCUUUUGAAUAUGUGACAGUCAUGCUUUCAGGAAUAAAGUGUCCCAUGUUUAAGACUGACAAUGAAGGCAAACAAGUUUCUGAACCUUAUGCGGAAGAAUGCAAGUACUUCACAGAGACUCGAUUGCUUCAGCGAGAUGUCAAGAUUAUUUUGGAAGGAGUCUCUAAUCAGAAUUUCCUUGGCACUGUUCUUCACCCGAACGGGAAUAUUGCAGAACUUCUGCUGCGAGAAGGCUUUGCCCGUUGUGUUGACUGGAGUAUUGGUGUUGUUACUCAAGGUGCAGAUAAAUAUCGGACAGCAGAAAAAGUUGCCAAAGAGAAAAAACUUCGUAUUUGGAAAGAUUAUUCCCCACCAUCAUCUGUGACAGAAGUAAAGGACAAAAGUUUUGUUGGAAAGGUUGUGGAAAUAGUAAAUGGAGAUGGGUUGGUGGUGAAAGUCACUGAUGGAGGGUUCAAAAAAGUAUUUCUUGCAAGCAUCCGUCCACCAAGGCUGCCUACUGAUAACACAGAGAAUGGAACUGUGGCUAAGGAGGGAAACAAAAAACUCAGACCUUUGUACGAUGUUCCCUACAUGUUUGAAGCAAGGGAGUUUUUGCGAAAGAAACUUAUUGGGAAAAAGGUGACUGUGGAUGUGGACUACAUACAGCCAGCCAACCAGGGUUUUCCAGAAAAAACUUGCUGUUCUGUGACAAUUGGAGGCAUCAAUAUUGCAGAAGCAUUGGUGAGCAAGGGUUUGGCCACUGUGAUCCGAUACAAGCAAGAUGAUGAUCAACGUUCAUCACACUAUGAUGAAUUACUGGCUGCUGAGGCACGAGCACAAAAGAAAUGUGUCGGAAUAUUUUCAAAAAAAGAAGCGCCUAUUCACAGAGUGGCUGAUAUUGCUGGUGAUGUUCCUAAAGCAAAGCAGUUCCUUCCAUUCCUUCAGAGAGCAGGGAGAGCGGAGGCAGUGGUGGAAUUUGUUGCAAGUGGUUCAAGGCUCCGUCUCUUUUUGCCUCGAGAAACUUGCCUUAUUACAUUUCUCAUUUCAGGUAUAGAUUGCCCAAAGGGAAGUCGCCAGGUUCAGGGAGGUCAGAUCAUGGCUGGAGAUCCUUUUGGAGAGGAUGCUUUGCUCUAUACUAAAGAACUUUGCCUGCAUCGUGAAGUGGAGGUAGAAGUGGAGGCAAUUGACAAAGGUGGAAACUUUAUUGGAUGGUUGUUUGUUGAUGGAAUGAAUUUAUCUGUGGCCCUGGUGGAAGCAGGACUGGCAAAAGUACACUUCACAGCAGAGCGCUCUCCUCACUUUUCAGCCCUUAUGAAGGCACAAGAACAAGCAAAAUCAGGAAGACUGAAGAUAUGGUCCACUUUUGAAGAGCCAAAACAAGAGGCAGUUGUGGAAGAACCAUCAGAACGUCAGGUCAAUUACUGCAAUGUAAUUAUUACAGAGGUUACAAACCAGUUCACCUUUUUUGCACAAAAAGUAGAUGAUGGACCUCAGUUAGAAAAAAUGAUGGAUGAACUGCGGAAAGAGAUGGAAUCAAACCCACCAUUGCCUGGAGCAUAUACACCAAAGCGUGGUGACUUGUGUGCAUCAAAAUUCUCUGGAGAUUCACAGUGGUAUCGAGCAAAAGUUUUGAAGGUAGAAAAUGGCAAGGCAAACAUCCUUUUUAUUGACUUUGGGAAUAAGGAAGAUACGCUGAUCACCAAUGUAGCAGCAUUACCAAGUGCUUUUCGGACAAUGCCAUCUCAGGCUACUGAAUAUGCUCUUGCUGGGAUUGCACUUCCACCUGACGAGGAUUCCAAGCAAGAAGCUGUGGAUCAGCUGUAUAACGAUAUUAUGAACAGGAAUCUUCUGAUGAAUAAGGAGUACAAGGGCAUCAAUGCAGACUGUGUGACACUAGUUGCUGAAGAUGGGGAUGGAAAGAAUGAUAUAGGACAGAUGUUACUUGGAAACGGAUUUGUCCUUGUUGACAAUCGAAAAGAAAGGCGUCUUGCAAAACUUAUGGCUGACUAUCAGAGAGCACAGGAAAAGGCAAAAAAAGAGCGGUUGAACAUUUGGCGCUAUGGAGACUUCACAGAGGAUGAUGCAAAAGAAUUUGGAUACUCCCGCUAAUUUCUCUAGUCUCAUCAUGCACUGCAAACACAAGUGAAGAGUAGAAUUUAUAAUAACUGUUUUAAUUACCUUUGUGGUAAGCUUUGUCUUAAUGAAGGGGUGGGUAUUUUCCUGAUUUUCUAUAUAUGUACUGUAUAAUACUUUUAAUCCUGUACUGUUACACUUAGUAUAUUCAAAUGUUUUAAUUUUAUUGGGAAGGUGUGAUACCCUUAUUGUGGUUCUUUUAGUUAUAGGAAGCUGUAUAGAAGUGAAUAAGCUAGAAGUGAAUUAAAUUUUUGCCUUUCACACAUUGUAGUUAAAUGGUGGUGGUGUGGCAGAUUUUUACUUGGAUGAGAAUAUUUAAGAAAAGGAGGGUAUGAGCAAGUGUUUUCUUGUGCAGCCAAAUGUGCAGUAGUCUUAUUGGUGUGAAGAUGCAACCAAUUGUAAUAAAUUUAAAGUUUAAUCAUCUUCAUUGAUUUAUUGAGGAAAAUUUUAAUAUUGUGUAUAAUUUAUUAAUCAUGUGUUAAUAUGUGAAGUUCAUUAGUAGGCACAAAAAUGAGUAUAUUGAAGGUUUGUUAUUUUUGGGAGAGCAGGGAGAUAGUUAUGAAAAAAAAAAACCCCAGAAAUAUCUAACAUGUUUACCAUCUUUCACCUCUUAUAAUCUUCCUACUUAAUAUAAGUCAAUUAAAACAUUUUUUGGUCAAAAUCU
Molecule: messenger RNA, 3599 nt
Organism: Pomacea canaliculata
Lineage: Eukaryota; Metazoa; Mollusca; Gastropoda; Architaenioglossa; Ampullariidae
Product: staphylococcal nuclease domain-containing protein 1-like
Exons: 22
Coding region: 218-2911 (897 amino acids)
Biological process (GO): mRNA catabolic process; regulatory ncRNA-mediated gene silencing
Cellular component (GO): cytosol; RISC complex; nucleus
Molecular function (GO): RNA binding; nuclease activity
Source: RefSeq, a predicted model, not a curated record